AUGGUCUCAGAUGUUUGCAAAAUAGCUCUGGCGGUCUGCAUCCCGGCAAGCUUCUUCACAGCACUGUUCGCGUUUGCUAUGUGGUUUCGCCGGAGGAGACAGCAGGGGCUUCUACAAUUCGUCACUGCCUAUCAUGCUCCUCCCUUGAUCGACUCUAGACCUCUGCCCAAUCCACCGGAAUCUCCUGGACUUGCAAGUCGCAAAGCGAGCUUCGGCCCUCCACAGUUCCAAGAGACCACAAUCACUUUCCGUCGACUUUCUGCAGAGCCCUCCAAACCGGAUGAGAUUCAACGAGUCAAUUCGAUCACAAAUAACCUCCAUAUCCAGUCUGAUACAACGUCCGAUAUCUUACCGCUCGGGGGUCGCAAGUCAUCUAUCGCUUCGGACGUAUCUCGAUCAUCUAUCUUCUGUACCUCAUACAGCGUCAGGCGGGUCAGCGCAGGUGGCGUGGAAGAUAUUGUCAACAUCCAGCCGGCUUUCAUACAGAAUAUGGCGCUUGGGCCAGAGGAGCAGCUUUCUUUCACACCGGUGACCUCAGAACAAGUUCAACCGCCUGUACCUCUGGUGGAUCCCCCUCCGUCUGCCGCAAGGAAACACCGUCGACCGGAUAGCAUCACAAUCACACUCAAGACGAAGCCUGGUCUAAAGUCUGCUGCUUCCUUACGAGCGAUCAAGUCUGCGAUUGACACUGGCUCAAAUGGUCACCAAACAGCAGCAGGAGAUUCAAGCAAGUCUCCAUGGUCAGCAUCUACUAUGGAUGCUUCCGCCGGAGUCAUCUUUCAAGCUUGGCGGGGAUUUCCAGCCGCUCAAGCGGAGACUGGAGAUAAUGUAGCCAUCGAAGACAUUCGCUCGCCCACCCAGUCUAGAUCUCCUGUGGCUGACACGCAGGACUCAUCAGAGACUGAGCAUCCUCACAAGGACAACAAACCGAGCUGCGAGGCGCUUCAUCCCGUCGACAUUGUCAAGAGACGUCACUCGGCUGCCGACCCACGAGCCACACCCCAGCAGCUCCAACCUCGACCUCUAUCCUUGCAGCAUGCAGCGCCUGUCCCUUCAGCCAUGUCCUCCUGCACCGAAACAGGCGGAUCCAUGCCGAAAUCAAAAGCCAAAUUGACUUACCUGUCAGAGCUGGCAGAGGAAUACAAGAACAAUUCUCUCAUUGUGCCUGCCGCAGACAGAUUCGUACAAGAACCCUCGACCUCCCGCCUGGCUAAGAUGCUGAAAGCAGAAAUCAGCGCGCAUCCACCUGAUGAGGAUCAUCGAGUGAGCUCAAAGCCACCUGUCAUUCCUCUUCCUGUGUCUCUCCAAACAAGUUGGACUUGA
Kockovaella imperatae is the source of this 1323-nucleotide messenger RNA. RefSeq lists its product as hypothetical. The record is from RefSeq and is a predicted model, not a curated record. The transcript has 2 exons. Lineage: Eukaryota; Fungi; Basidiomycota; Tremellomycetes; Tremellales; Cuniculitremaceae. The coding region runs from base 1 to 1323 and encodes 440 amino acids.